AUGUCAAGCAGCAGCUACGAGCUCCAGGGUGAUGCCCCUGAUUCUAGUGUGAUAGAGGAACCGUGGACAUCUAUUUAUGGUUCUUCAGAAAUCGGACCCUCUUCUCCUCAAAUACAAGAUCUGACACUCGUAUCCUCUCCCCCGCCCAUACAACGGAAGAGGAAACGGGUAGAGCCAUGGGCAUGGAACAAAAGAGAAAACCAUUUACGGCGUGCCAAUGCGCAACCUAUAAUGUCCUACUGGAAGAUACUUGAGGAAACAGUUGAUGCAUUCAUCAAGGAGCCUAACCGUGGAGCAGUUAUACAUGGCUCUCGGUUCGGUAUGAUUACAUGGAGCUCAGAGGAGAAACUCGCGCUGUUUGCAGCCCUGGGCAGGAAAGGCAAAAGCGCGAUUUCCGAGAUCGCCUCUAUAAUCGGCACCAAAAGCCGGCUAGAGGUUCAAGAAUACCUCUUUGAACUUCAACAGGCUUUGCAAGAGAAGCACAUGACAGAGAAAACAGUUCGAGGAGUAACGUUGUCAGACAUACAUGCGGCUGCCGAAAUAAGUGAAGAGUGCUGUCUCGCUUUGGAAAAUGUGGCCAAUUCACUGUCUGUUCGGGAAGAGCAAGCACAUAACAUUUCGGGGCGACGAAAGUACCAAAAUAUGUGGCUUGUAGACCGUACCGCUGCGCUGUACUUGGAAGAAAAGGUUAAAACCAAAGAAAUCAGUGACGUCGACCCAAGUGCACACCAUAUGUUAGCUACAGCACAGUUAUUUAACAUAUUGAACUGGGUCAACCUCUCAAGAAAUGUCUUUAUGAAUUUCGGAGGUCGUCGUAUAGAAGAUAACUGGACCAAAAUCUGUUUUCACGACGAGACUCCUGCCAUUACUUGUGACAGUUUUACGGAUUUUUAUACGCUCGCAGUUAGCUUGACGCGACGGCUAGUGCAGUCGUCUAUAUUCUUUGCUCUUUCCAGAAUUCGCACAAUGGAAGAAAGGGGUUGGAAUCGACAUAGAUUUGUACGAAAGGAUGAUGUGCAGGCUGCCUUGAAGACUUUGAACGUACAAGCUAAUUCCCGUGAGUUCUGGGUUAAUGCUGCACGACGAUGUUCGCUGGAUGUUCGCGAGUAUGUGAGCAAGGGAAGCUCUAAGACGAUGUUACUUUCUUACGACGAGGUAGAGAGACGGCUAUCUUCCUCCCAUCUAGAACUACCAGAGCUCCCAGAGGUAGAAGAUCAUGCAGAGAAUCCGAUACAUGAUGCCAAUAUACCAUCUAAACAGAGCCAAGAACGAGACAUCUUGGAAGAUUCCACCUCUCUCUUCGAGGGAUCCGAUUCGGACACAUCAAUGGAUGAAUCAGCGCCUGUGAUAUCAGAUGACGAGUUCCUAUCUGGCGAGGAAGAUCGCUAUGCUUCGACUCUUGAUAAAGAAACCAGUCACGAAGAGGAAAAACGGUUGUGGGAGAUAUUAAACCAGGCCGCUAAGACUAAAUCCGCUCCACCAGCUGUCGAUAUAAAAAUGGAAAGCGAUGAUGAGGAGAAACUUUCACCUUCCCAUAGGAGAGUUAAACCGCCAGCAAAAAGAAAAACGGCCCAAGAACUUCGAGACUGGAGGGACUAUUGCCUACCAAUGGCCGAAUGGGAGUUAUUUGGAUCUAAAACGGUCCACAUUAACGAAGAGAUACGUGAGAAUCACUGCAUCAAGCGACGGAAGAUUGGAGACGACGGGUAA
Molecule: messenger RNA, 1710 nt
Organism: Arthroderma uncinatum
Lineage: Eukaryota; Fungi; Ascomycota; Eurotiomycetes; Onygenales; Arthrodermataceae
Exons: 1
Coding region: 1-1710 (569 amino acids)
Biological process (GO): nucleolar large rRNA transcription by RNA polymerase I; transcription initiation at RNA polymerase I promoter
Cellular component (GO): RNA polymerase I upstream activating factor complex
Molecular function (GO): rDNA binding; RNA polymerase I general transcription initiation factor activity
Source: RefSeq, a predicted model, not a curated record